Molecule: messenger RNA, 321 nt
Organism: Porites evermanni
Lineage: Eukaryota; Metazoa; Cnidaria; Anthozoa; Scleractinia; Poritidae
Source: the annotation of a GenBank genome assembly
AUGGACAUUUCUUCACCACAGAACGUCUUCUUUGGAAAGACCACGAACAGUUCUUGUGAAAAAUGCAGGCUCAGUAUUGCUGACCGAUCGAGAAAAAGUCGGGAGAUGUUUUGGCAAAAAGGUUCCCGAAUUCUUCCGGACUUUUUCCCACCUGACACGCAAAAGAGGAAAAGCAACCAUCACUAUAAAGCUCCCUCCGUGAAAAGAACAAGUGUUGUUAAACAGUAUUCGUGGGAGAAAGAAGAAAACGGACAAUGGGAAGCUCAAACUAUUGCUGAAUCGUGGAUGAUGUACUUUGGCCUAGAAGCAUGUGACCGGUGA